Molecule: messenger RNA, 188 nt
Organism: Acaulospora morrowiae
Lineage: Eukaryota; Fungi; Glomeromycota; Glomeromycetes; Diversisporales; Acaulosporaceae
Source: the annotation of a GenBank genome assembly
UUUGGACUACCAUUAAAAGUGAGAUGAUGAGUGAAAAGCCAAAAUUCAAAUAUUUUUUGAGAUAUAAAAAUCCUAAUGUUUAUAAGAAUGAUGUUAGUCAGGAUGGGUGUAUUUGGGAUCAUAAAGACAGGGGUUCGUCCAUUCAUCUAUGCCUAAGAGCAUUACUCAUCAAGUAUAGAAACACAUAA